Molecule: messenger RNA, 312 nt
Organism: Podarcis lilfordi (Lilford's wall lizard)
Lineage: Eukaryota; Metazoa; Chordata; Lepidosauria; Squamata; Lacertidae
Source: the annotation of a GenBank genome assembly
AUGUAUGGUGUUGAUGUGCCCUUUUACAGUAAUCUGAAAAUAAGACCUUCUGGAAGAAGAAGUAGCUUACUGAUGGCACGUUGCCUGCAUUUUGGCAAUUGUGGACAGACAAUGGCAUUUGGAAGCGAAAAUCACAGUCCCCAUAACACCCAGGAGAAAAGAAGCGCACAACAAAUAAGAAUACUUUACUUUUCACCAGAUGUAACUGUAGGGAUGUUGCUUGCCCAGAAUUGGAAAAAUGACAAGAUACUUACCAGGUGGACUAUUGGAUUAUGCAGAGAUGGCAAGACUAACCGGGAAAAUCAGAAAUGA